UCCCAUUCUCAAAUUCUGUGCUGAGACCUCCAGCGCCAAAGUCGCCGGGAUGUCGCGAUUCUUCAUGAGCGACCCGGAUGAGCUACUGAUCGACGGCGUGAAUGGGGGGAGGCAGGCGGGUGUUUCAACGAGGGCGUCGAUAGUAGAGACUUUCAAGGGGUACGGGAUCGUGGCCGGGCUGCGGGUUGACUGGGAUGAUCUUCGGCGGCGGAUCUUGAUUCCCGGACGGCUGCGUGCGGCUAUGGUGGAGGCAAUGCGGAGCAAGGAUCCGGUGGCCAGCGCUAGGGCUGCUGCGGAGGCCGUGAAGGGGGUUUCUUCGUCUGGGAGCGGGUGGAUUGAUGUGUGCCCGGAAGCACCCAUCGUGGUAUUUGUUAACUCGCGUAGCGGAGGGCGGCUAGGGCCCAUUGUCAAAGGUCGCCUUCUUGAAUUGAUUGGGGAGGAUCAGGUUGUGCUUUUUUUCGUAGAUUGAUUGAUUGUUUUGUCUGUGUUUGGGGCAUGUUUGAUUUCAUAUAAUGCGGAUUGAAGAAGGAUUUUCCUGGAACUUCUGACUUUCAUUUUUCGCCCAAUUAUUUUGACUUGUAUGAUAAUCUCAUGCUUAACGGGACUGUAAUUUGGUAGGAAUGAAGCUCUAUUGUGGAGCAAGGUGAAACAAUUUCUUCGUAAAUGUAUUGAGUGGAUCAAGGUUUGUGAAAGCCAUGCUCUUGGGAAUACAUAUUAUGUUUUUCUUUUUUAUUUCAUCGAGCGGCCAGACACAGCUUGUAUGAGUUGAA
This is a messenger RNA of Phalaenopsis equestris, 770 nucleotides long. RefSeq names its product diacylglycerol kinase 3-like. NCBI's taxonomy places the organism in Eukaryota, Viridiplantae, Streptophyta, Magnoliopsida, Asparagales, Orchidaceae. The transcript has a single exon. The coding region runs from base 50 to 469 and encodes 139 amino acids. The record is from RefSeq and is a predicted model, not a curated record.